AGGCUCCCCCCCCCCCCCCCCCCACGAACUUUUCAAUGCGUAGUGUUAUGAGUAGUAACUUCGUAUAGAAUUUUUUAGGCCCCAGGCGAGACCUAUGCGCCUAACGCCUUUAAUAACUAACUAUGUAUCUUGUCUAUAAGUCUUUUUAUACAUUUUCUCUCUCAAGAUCAAGAUUCAUAUGUACUUUAUGUUAUAGUGUUAAUUUUGUUUAUAAUUGACGGUAAUCAAAGUUUAUUAUCAUUUUAUGACAUGGGCAUCCCUCAAAAGAUCAAAUCAAUCACUUGUUGAAGACUGCUUGAUAAUUAAAUUAGUUAUAAAAAGACAAUGGUUUUGAAGAACUCAGAGGACACAGUGGCAGCCAAAGGUUCAAAUGAAAAUGGGAAUUCAUCCUCUGCUAUCGACGAAAAUUCAAAUAAAAAACAACGGAUCGAUUGUAGCUCAAACGGACCUUUUGUGAUGCCCCUUAUAUCCAUUCCAAAAGUUGAAGAACAAAACUCAAAAGCUUCUAUCAUGUUGUCGGGAACCGCUAGAAAGGGUGAACCCGGCCCACCUGUAGGAGCGUUCGACAUCGGCAUUAGCAAAAAUGCAUACUUUUUCCAAGUUGCCCUAUCUGGUGUCAAGAAAGAUCCUGGGCAAUUUAGCUGUGAGAUAGAACGGAACGGGAUGGUUCAUGUCAGGGGAGAAACAUCAACAGGUGGAAAAACCGUUACUAGACAUUCACGAGUCUUUGAAAUGAAAUUUCAACAGCAGGCGCCACCUGGACAGUUUACACUAUCGUUCAGUCUACCUGGACCUGUGGAUCCAAGGCUGUUUUAUCCGAAUUUUAGAUCAGAUGGCAUUUUUGAAGCCAUUGUUAUGAAAUGCGAGUAGUAAUGGUGUCUUGGGCUAACUUAAGUAGUGCAUUGAUAAGCUUUUCUGGUUUUACUUUUCCCUUUUCAAGCAAGUGUUUGUAUUGUACAGGGAUUAAGAAAGUUUCACAGUAGCAGUAAGUAGUUAAAUUUAGGAUUGUUUGUUGUUUUGAGACUUAAUUCAGGUUAUGUUUUGUGGAAAGGCCAAUUCACAAGAUGUACUUGUUAGUUGUUAUAGAGACAACCAGAGUACCCUA
Molecule: messenger RNA, 1105 nt
Organism: Helianthus annuus (common sunflower)
Lineage: Eukaryota; Viridiplantae; Streptophyta; Magnoliopsida; Asterales; Asteraceae
Product: increased DNA methylation 3
Exons: 2
Coding region: 325-870 (181 amino acids)
Cellular component (GO): nucleus
Source: RefSeq, a predicted model, not a curated record